This is a messenger RNA of Aspergillus melleus, 369 nucleotides long. RefSeq lists its product as uncharacterized. The transcript has a single exon. The record is from RefSeq and is a predicted model, not a curated record. Bases 1 to 369 code for a protein of 122 amino acids. NCBI's taxonomy places the organism in Eukaryota, Fungi, Ascomycota, Eurotiomycetes, Eurotiales, Aspergillaceae.
AUGUACACACAUACAAAGGGGGAUGGCGGACUUGGAUUUGGAAUCAUGUCUUGCACAGUGCACCGAGACCUCACGAUCUGCGCGUCGAGUUCCUUUUUCGGCCGCAAAGGAAUCUCCCUCAUCCAGGAGGGAUUCAGUUCCUCCUGCUGCUCGCUGCUAUCAUCUCUACACCGUAAUCCGAAUAUCAUGAAACCAGCUGUCCUGAAGCGUGAUUCCUCCCGGGGGAUCCUCAAAUCCCUCCGUCAUGGACCAGAGAUUCUCUCGGCCCUACGGAAUGGCAGCCUUGGUUCCGCUCUCAAUGAGCGCUGGUCUCUGCUGGCGACCUCUGUACUUUCCCCUCCUUCUCAUGGAUUUAGACUUCAGGCGUGA